AAAAGAAAAUAAACAGGCUGGCAGCACCAAUUUUCCUUUUCAUGAAAAGUCUCCUCUGACACGUGUCUUCUCCAAUAUUAAUAUUGAAAAAAAUGGGUAGAAUUGUGAAAAUAAAAAGUGGGACUGGAAAUAAGACAUUCAUAAGAUCGCUCUUGAACCCUUCACAAUUCAAACCGAAUCACGUGCGCCGUAGUCCCGAACAUAUAAGGCUUUUGAAGCAUUUGCGGGAAAUGGAAUCCGAAGUGGCAAAGCUUCAAAAGGUUCAAACUUUAUCUGCCAAAGAAUUGGGCGACAAGGAUGAGUACAUCGACUUCCUUAAGUCGUCAGUUAAGGGUUUCAGAGAGGAAAGUUCUAGAAUUUCCAGAUCCAAUGACCUAUCCGUCAAACUGCUGACUGGAGCAAAUAUGCUUCAGAAAAAGGAAUUGGAUGAAAUUUAUCGUUUAUACGAUCGUUCGCUGCUCGACUCUCGUCGGGAAAAAGAGAAGAAUAAGAAACUUCAAUCAGAGCUCACUAAGCUACAGGAGCAGAUCAAAGAUAAAAAUUCCGAGCUUAUAGAAAAAGAUAAGAAGAUUGAAGCUCAAAUUACCGUUUUGAAGCAGCAUAGGCGUGAGAUCACAUACAAGAAGCAUGAAAUUGAAAAAUUGCAUGAAGGUUUGGAAAUGGCCCUAGGAGUGACGUCGGGCGAUUUCAAAUUUGAUAACCCAAAUACAAUAUUGAUCAGCGGAGCUUUGAAUUUAACUCGGCCCAUUUUCGAUUCGAUUCUCGUGCUUCUUCGCUAUAAUGGUACUGUGAGUUUCGACUACAACAACAACAUACAAUUUAAUAGUUGUGGAAACCUCGAUGGAGAAUAUUGGAUCGGUUUUAAUAAACUGCAUCAAAUUACCAAUAGUUUCCGCUGCCGACUUUGCGUUUCCAUUGAGGGUAGGGAUUCCUGGAAAGGCAUUGCCCGAUAUGAUAACUUUGUUGUUGGAUCGUAUGACGAAGGAUAUCCGAUUAGAUCUUUGGGAACCUACACGGGCAACGCCGGCGAUUGCCUUCGACCGCACGAGAGACAACGGAUUGUAAAUUAUCGUUCAGCAAAUAAGACAUAUAAAUGGUGGGGCUACCAGGAUGAACCACACUGCAACUUAUUGGGCGAAUAUGUCUAUAUGAAUGGAAAUGACGUUUCCGGUUACAAUUUUUGGUGGGGAAACCGUAUUGCCGUUAAGAAGUGCCAACUAUUUAUUCAUAAGUAUGUUUAAACAUACUUUCAUUCUCUACACAUAUACAUUUUUCAUUCAUUAUAAAUUAUUAAUUGACUUGCGUUUACAAUUUACCCCAAUAUUUAAACGUGGUUCCUUUUUCUAACAAAACUCACAAUAAUUAUUUGAGGAAAUUUUUAUGAAAAAAAAACAUUUUACUUCAAAUGUAAAACACUUACAAAAUGUAUCCAGUGGAAAUAUCAAAUAAAUCAUAUUAAUG
This is a messenger RNA of Drosophila ananassae, 1461 nucleotides long. RefSeq names its product angiopoietin-4. The transcript has 3 exons. The record is from RefSeq and is a predicted model, not a curated record. NCBI's taxonomy places the organism in Eukaryota, Metazoa, Arthropoda, Insecta, Diptera, Drosophilidae. Bases 93 to 1241 code for a protein of 382 amino acids.